GUAAACCUAACAAAGUGAUCUGAUCAACACACGUUCACAGAGGCUUGUAACAACAACAACACAAACAGGCAACAUUAACAGUAACAGUAACAGUAACAACAACGAUAUCACAGUAAACACCAAACACCACUAACAACUACAACUACAAAAUAAUCUAAACGUAACUUACGUUAAAGUGCUUCAAUAUGACUUUAUCUCAACAUCCUCAACUUUAUUUGCUUCCUCUUCACCAACAUCACCUUGAUCACCACCAUCAUCUCUAUUUGUAUCAUCUUCAUCCUCUUCUCCAACUUCAUCACCAUCAUCAACAACAGCAACAGCAGCAGCAACAACAACAACAGCAACAACAGCAGCAGCAGCAACAAUUGCAACAAAACAAUCGAAACUCUCAGUCGAAGUUUAAAUUUGACUUUAAACGACUUGCAGAAUCGGUAACGGCCGAGGCAGCUAAAAAGGAAGCCGAAUCAUCAUCAUCUUCAUCAUCGUCCUUUUCCUCAUCGUCAUCACUUUCUCCUUCAUCAGUGUCAUCAGUUUCAUCAAUAUCAUCAGCCGGUUCAUCAUCAUCAGUCGCCAAUUAUCCAAACUUUUAUAAUCCACUUUCCUUGACUCUGAGUCGUGGUGCAGCUAGUUCCCUUGAGAAGCGACUUUCUCGGAUGACAAGAAGCUCUUCCAGGCCCAAACGAGAGUUCAUCUGUAAAUAUUGUCAAAGGAAAUUUUCAAAAUCUUACAAUUUGUUGAUUCAUGAGAGGACCCACACUGAUGAGAGACCUUAUUCAUGUGAAAUUUGUAAUAAAGCUUUCCGUCGACAGGAUCAUCUUCGUGAUCACCGAUAUAUCCAUUCCAAGGAAAAACCUUUCAAAUGCAAUGAAUGUGGCAAAGGUUUCUGUCAAAACAGGACUUUGGCUGUCCACCGAAUCCUUCACAUGGAAGAUUCACCCCACAAAUGUAAUACCUGUGGUAAAAGUUUUAACCAGCGAAGCAACUUGAAGACUCAUUUACUUACCCAUACUGACAUUAAACCCUACAAUUGCGCCGAUUGUGGUAAAGAGUUUAGACGUAACUGUGAUCUUCGUCGUCACACCUCAACCCAUACUUUGGGCUUAUCUGAGAGUCAAUUAAAUUCUGAUAACAAUGAUUCUUGCUGUUCUUUACAAGAUUCUCUUUCUGGUUCCAAUGGUGGUGACUCAACCAAAUUAAAUCAUCCAAUCAGUCUAGUGCGUGGCUGCUCUCCAUCAUCUAACAAUACCACAAAGAUAUCCAGCAACCUUUCAACCCCCGGUAAAACAACAUCAUCACCCAUGGAGAUAACGAAAAUAGAUGAUCUCAUUGAAGGUGAAGAGGAUGAUAUCGAUGUUGUUAAUUAACUCCUUUUUAUCAACACAAUCAAAUAUACUAUGGAUGAUCUUUACUUUUUUGUUUUUUUUUGUGUCUAUCGACUUUACUUGUUCCACUUUUUUUGUCCAAGAAUCUUCCAUUACUUAUCUCUUAAUCUUGAUCUUUCUCCUUUUUGUGUCUCAUCUCAAUGAGUUGAUACUUAUUAAAUUUAAAUUUAAAAUCUAUUGUAUUGUAAACCAAAUUGGAUCUCCCUUUUGUUUCAUCUCUCUCUCUCUCUCAACUCCAUAUCUUUUAAUAAUAAAACAUCUAAAUUA
Molecule: messenger RNA, 1649 nt
Organism: Tetranychus urticae (two-spotted spider mite)
Lineage: Eukaryota; Metazoa; Arthropoda; Arachnida; Trombidiformes; Tetranychidae
Biological process (GO): regulation of transcription by RNA polymerase II; embryo development
Cellular component (GO): nucleus
Molecular function (GO): DNA-binding transcription factor activity, RNA polymerase II-specific; RNA polymerase II transcription regulatory region sequence-specific DNA binding
Source: RefSeq, a predicted model, not a curated record